CAUGCCCCAAAGCAUCACACAAUCAAUCAAAUACACUUAAAGCAGAAACAAGAUAAACAGAUCAUACCUCUCUCCCACUUCCACUCACACAACAUGAAGGUUGCAGUAGCAGUCAUUGCCAUUCUUGCCGUAUUCCAACUGGUUGUGCAGCCAGGGCAGGCUGUCACUUGUGGCCAGGUGGAUGCUGCACUCCUGCCCUGCAUCGGCUUCCUCGUCGGUAAGGAAGCUAGCCCCUCUGCAGCUUGCUGCAGUGGCGUUAAGACCGUGAAAUCGUUGGGGCAAACGCCGGCCGACAAGAGGGCCUGCUGCAGCUGUGUCAAGGCAGCUGCCGGAAAGUACAGCAACCUGAAGGAUGAGGCUGCCCAGAGCCUUCCGACCAAGUGCCAGGUUCAGCUGGACAUCCCGAUCUCCCGCGACGUGGACUGUGACAAGAUCCACUAAGAAGAGAUCAACAAAUAUGAAUUGAAGUGCAGCUUAUACUAUAUAUAUAUAUAUAUAUAUAUGAGCUGAGUAUGAAUAAAGUUGGAAUGUGGAUUAGGUGUUGAGGAUAUGCUUUGUAACUGCCAGAUGCUUUGUUAUAGUGCCAGCAGGAAUGCAAAACAUUAUUAUGUUUUCCAUAACUAAAA
Molecule: messenger RNA, 626 nt
Organism: Andrographis paniculata
Lineage: Eukaryota; Viridiplantae; Streptophyta; Magnoliopsida; Lamiales; Acanthaceae
Product: non-specific lipid-transfer protein 1-like
Exons: 2
Coding region: 94-441 (115 amino acids)
Biological process (GO): lipid transport
Cellular component (GO): membrane
Molecular function (GO): lipid binding
Source: RefSeq, a predicted model, not a curated record